GGGCUAAAUCAUAAAAUAUAAAAACAACUGAUAUGUCCUUGCUCCUAAAACCCUUAAAACCCUAGUGGCCUCCGCGGAUCACGGAAUCUUCGAUUCUCUUGUUUCAGCGUUUGUGCGGUUCAACGUUCAACUGAUCUUAUAUGUUCCUUAGUAAGUUAAUAUCAUCUCUAUCUUCGCUUUCUCUUAACCCUAGCACGAGAGCGACUAGGUUUCUUGUUCAGAACGCUCCAAAGCUCAUCCAACCUUUAAGAACUCGAGCCUUCUCCGGGAGCUCAGGGUUCGAUGGAUUCGGAGACGACGACAACGGUUGGGACAUCCCAACGGGAGGAGACUCGUUAGGUGGUGGUACAGGAUCAGACGAUCUUGGUUGGGACAAUAAGUCAAUGUGGUCAACUGGUUUCACCACAGAACACUUCGAUGGUGUCUCCGUUGGUCGUAAGAAGAACACAAACCCUUCUACUUCCGACAACACAUGUUCUGAUGAUACUGGUGACGUAAUGAGCAAGUUGGGACCGAGAGAAGUUGCUAUGGUCAACGAGAUGAAUGAGUAUGAUGAUUUGCUAAAAGAGAUUGAUCAAGAUAAUAAAGAGAGCAAGGCUUUUGUUGAUGGGAUUAAAAAUAGGAUGAUGGAGAUUAGCGUGUUGCUCAAGCAAGUAAGAGAGCCUGGAGCGAGAGGGGCUUAUCUUAAGGACUCUGAGAAGACUGAGAUGUAUAGGUUGCACAAAGAGAAUCCUGAGGUGUAUACCGUUGAGAGGCUUGCUAAGGAUUAUAGGGUUAUGAGGCAGCGUGUUCACGCCAUUCUUUUUCUUAAAGAAGAUGAAGAAGAAGAGGAGAGAAAGCUUGGUCGUCCCUUGGAUGAUUCCGUUGAGCGUUUGCUUGAUGAGUACCCUGAGUUCUUUGUUUCGCAUGACCGGGAGUUUCAUGUGGCCUCACUCAAGUACAACCCUGGUUUCAAGGUCAUGCCAGAAGGAUGGGAGGGUACAAUCAAAGAUAUAGAUGAAGUUCAUUAUGAGAUCUCAAAGAAAGAAGAUGACAUGCUUUAUGAAGAAUUCGUGCAAAGGUUCGAGUUCAACAAAAUGAAAUGGAGAGGAGAAGUGAAGUGUCACAAGUAUAGCAGAAGACGUUCAACAGAUGGAUGGAAAAUCACGAUUGAGAAAUUGGGACCUAGAGGAAAACGUGGAGCCGGAGGUGGCUGGAAGUUUGUGAGUCUUCCAGAUGGAUCGAGCCGGCCUCUCAACGAAAUGGAGAAGGUUUACGUUAAGCGAGAAACCCCGCGUCGUCGCCGCAAGAUCCUGGCAUGUUCCAAAGGAACUGUAUCAAAAGCCUGCAAAGCAAGGAAGUAUAUUACAAAAAGAAAAGAGAAGUAUCCUUGCACACAAGCUAGGAAGUACUUCUUUAAGAUAUGGAAGAAGAAUGUGCCACCAUAGACAUUUAAUUAAAAAAAAUAAUAAAUAU
Brassica napus (rape) is the source of this 1455-nucleotide messenger RNA. Its product is annotated as protein GAMETE CELL DEFECTIVE 1, mitochondrial. Bases 141 to 1427 code for a protein of 428 amino acids. The transcript has 3 exons. The record is from RefSeq and is a predicted model, not a curated record. NCBI's taxonomy places the organism in Eukaryota, Viridiplantae, Streptophyta, Magnoliopsida, Brassicales, Brassicaceae.